Molecule: messenger RNA, 4026 nt
Organism: Volvox carteri f. nagariensis
Lineage: Eukaryota; Viridiplantae; Chlorophyta; Chlorophyceae; Chlamydomonadales; Volvocaceae
Exons: 19
Coding region: 1-4026 (1341 amino acids)
Source: RefSeq, a predicted model, not a curated record
AUGGUUUUACCUGUGAAAAGCAAUGCCUCUUAUAGUCCGCUUCCAACAACAAACGCCACUGUAGACCCUCCGCCACGAAAGAUCUUCGGGAUACCAGCUGCCGUAGUCGCAGGCUUUUGUUACUGCAGCGCCUCCGCGUCUAUGGUGCUGCUAAACAAACACGCCUUGGCAUCUUUCAAUUUUACAGCUCCAAACGCGCUGCUUCUCUUUCAAUGCGCGCUCGCUGUUGUGUUGGUCAAGGUGUGCGAGGCAGCGGGGUUCGUUAAACCUCUCCAGCCCCUUAAGCGUGGCCUCGUCAUCCUCUGGUUCCCCGUCACUUGCAUCUUUGUCAUGAUGCUCGGCAGCGGAUUUUACGCGCUCCAGCUAAUGGGAAUCGGCAUGUUCUCCGUUUGGAAGCAGCUUGCCAACCUGACGACGGCGCUGGGUGACGUGUUCAUCUUCCGGCGGUCGUACAGCUGGCCGGUUGUCAACUGCUUGCUGACCUCGGCUUACGCGCUUUGCUUGCGUAGUGUGAUGGACAAGGUGCCCAUGUACACUGUGGACGGAAAUAAGAUGGACGAGUUUAGCAUGGUGUACUACAACAACUUGUUAUCCAUCCCACCUAUCUUGGUGCUGAUGGCGGUGUUCGGGGAGUACGACGGACUGCUACAGCAGCCCGCUCUCACACUACCGCCCUUCCAGGCAGUAGCGGUGCUGGGGGGGAUCAUCGGGUUCGCAAUCAGCUUCUCCAGCCUCUGGUUCCUGUCCCAGACCACCGCCACCAUCUACUCCCUGAUCGGCUCCCUCAACAAGUUCCCGAUCGCGACAGUGGGCAUCCUGGCCUUCAGAGAACCCACAAACGCGAAGAACAUGGCCAGCAUCGUCAUAGGUCUGGGGGCAGGUGUAAUCUUCACACAGUACAAAUCCAAGAAGUACAUUUUCCUGCCACUCCGCAGCCACUCCAUCCGGGGAUGGCGCUGCAUUGAAUACACCACGAAGGGCUCUCAGGUCCCGCUAGAGCGAGUCCACAAGUCUCAGCUAGGGCAAAGUCAAAUGUAUGCAUCGGCGACAGAUGGACCUAGCAGCGGUGCCCAUGACGACCCAACCGCUGUUACGACCACCACCACUUCCCCCGCAUCUCCACUGCCAAGCGAUGGUUCUAUUCAUGAUUAUGAUCCUCAACCAAGCGCUGGGCAGGCCGUCGCGGCGCCUACGCCUGCCGACGCCGUCACAGAAGCGGUGGCCGCCGCUGAUGCUUCGGCAGUUGACACAGGAACAGCAGUACCACGUAAUGCAGCAGCGGAGACGGCACCGGAGGCGCCAGCGGCAGCGGAGGCUCCAGCGGCAGCGGAGGCGCCAGCGGCAGCGGAGGCUCCAGCGGCAGCGGAGGCGCCAGCGGCAGCGGAGGCGCUAGCGGAAGCGGAGGCGCCAGCGGAAGCGGAGGCGCUAGCGGAAGCGGAGGCGCCAGCGGAAGCGGAGGCGCCAGCGGCACUGGCAGCGGAGGCGCUAGCGGAAGCGGAGGCGCCAGCGGAAGCGGAGGCGCUAGCGGCAGCGGAGGCGCCAGCGGAAGCGGAGGCGCUAGCGGAAGCGGAGGCGCCAGCGGCAGCGGAGGCGCCAGCGGAAGCGGAGGCGCCAGCGGAAGCGGAGGCGCCAGCGGCACUGGCAGCGGAGGCGCCAGCUGCAACAGAUCUCCAGGCGCUCCGUGAGGUUCUGGAGCAAGCCCGGGUGGCGGUGGAGCGCUUAGAAGUCGCAGUAGCCCGACACGAGCAUCGUCUGGCGGCACUCGCCGCCGUCACGACGUCGCCAGCUGCGGCGGCAGGAUCCGCCGCGGCCGCGGACCCUGCUAUCGCGGCGGCUGCGGCGGCUGCCCUGCGCAGCCUAGGUAUGGACAGCAGCGGCACCUCCGCGGCGGCCCGCAAGGCGCUGCGUGACGCGCUGCAGCUGGUGUUGCGGGAACGGAGGGCCGCCGGCUUCGGAGCUGUCACCGGCCUGUCUGCCGUGACCGACAAUACCAUCACUGGCGCCGGCGUCGCGGCGGCGGCGGCGGAGGAGGACUGGUUUGGCCGCCACUUUGCGCUGCGUGCCGCCGCGCGGCUGACGGCGCCACUGUCGCAACCGCCAGCGACGGAGGCGGCGACGAACGUGGCAACGCCGGCGGAGCCGGCAGCAGUAGCACCGGCGGCGGCCCCAUCUCUUGUAACGUGUGUAUUCCCGUACGAGCUGCCGCAUCCCAACGCUGCCGCUGCUGGCGGCGGCCCUCUGCAGUACAUCGUCGCUGGUGAUGCAGCGGGGUCGCUGUACAUCUUAAGUCCUUCUGACGGUGCCGUACUGGCCGCGCUUCAUACUGGUGCCGACUCGCCCGUCACUGCCUGCUCGGCCUUUUCCGUACGGAGAUACGAAUCCACUAUUAUUACGGGGCACGCCAACGGCCAGACGCGCAGCUUUGCCGUAUUGAUGCGGGAAGCCCAGGACGAUGCCACGGCGGCGGCGACGGCGUCGCCUCCUUCUCCUCCUCCCACCGAUCGGAGGCGUCGGCAGCGCCAACGCGGUAUCAGUACGGCAGCUCAGGAUAAGCUUGUCGUACACUUUGUACGGCUACGCCACGUGGUGGAGUCCAUGCCGGCGGGGGCGCUGCCCUGGGCGGCGGUGGAGGAGCUGCCAAUGACGCUGACGGGGGCGAGUACGGAAGCGGCGGCGGCGCAGCCGCCGGCAGACGCGGCGACGGAGGCGGCAGCGGCAGCGGUGGCUGACGCCAUCGCCGAGUCGCAACAAUAUACGGGGCCACCAGCGCCGAUCAUGCACAUUUUGCCGUACAGACUGGGCAACAAGGUCACGGGUCGAAGACAUGUUCUCGUUCUGGAUCGAGCCGGGAACUACCGCUUGGAGCGAGAUAAUGGCACAGUGCGGUUUUGGGCCCGAACCAACAGAACGCAGCUGGCGGCCACAUUCGUGGGCACGCACGCGGUCCUGCUAUCCGCCCACCACGCCACCCUCAUCAACACGCUGCAACCCCGAGCCCCCCGGGCCUACGUGGUUCAUCGCGCCACUCCGCUUCCCUGGCUGGACCUCCACCAACACCAACACCAACACCAGCAGCAGCAGCAGCAACAAGGCGAGGAGCAACCAGGAGGAGGAGCAGUAGCACUCAGCCGCCACUCCUUGUCCCUGACGGCCCUACGGGGCUACCUGCUGAUGACCCAUGGGUCACACCGGGUGUUGUUCAACGUCUCCGGGGUCAUCAGGACGGGAAUACCCGCACUCACGUCCACCAGGGACCAUGUCAUUGUGAACGUGGCGUCGGCGGCGGCUCCGGCGGCACCGACGGCCGCUGCGACGUUGCCAUCAUCAUCCGCCGCCGCCGCCGCCGCCACAAGCUUACUCAUUGGCGGCAUGCUGCCGCCGCCGCCGGUGGUGGCGGUGGGACCCGGCAGCCAGGUGGUCGUACUGGCGCUGCCGUCAUCGCCGCCACCGUCCGCUUUGGCUGCCUCGGCUGUACAUGCCGGCGAUGAUGCCUCUAACGGCGGAGGAGGAGUUGGCAGUGAGGGCGAGGGCGAGGGCGAGGGCGAGGGCGAGGGCGAGGGCGAGGGCGAGGGCGAGGGCGAGGGCGAGGGCGAGGGCGAGGGCGAGGGCGAGGGCGAGGGCGAGGGCGAGGGCGGGGGCGGUGGCGGGGGUGAGGGCGAGGGCGAGGGCGAGGCCGCCAUGAUGCUCGUGGGCCUAUAUCAGUUCUGGCGGAUGUCCAGCACGCGGAACCAGCGGAGGACUAUGCCCUCCGCCAGCAGGAAUAUCCGCAGCCGCAGCGGGUACGGCACAGGGUACGGCGGGAAUUCGUUCGGCUAUGCGGCGCAGCAUGCGUACGGCGAAAACAGGCAAGGGGCACCCAGGGCCUCCUCCAAAAGCUCUCCACCGCCGCCCAGAGCCCCUAAGAACUCCCCCUCGCAGGAGCGAGGCCGACUAAGGAAACCGGAUCCGGCUACCGCUCGCUACCGCAGAGGCCGGUCUGACAGACCCAUGGGUCGAACCGUCACGUACGAGGAUGAGGAGUACUAG